GGAAGAUGACCGUGCUCUUCAUCCUCACGUCACAUGACCCUCCUCUACGUCACCUGCCGUCUGUCAGGGCUCGUAAAGAUGGCGACGACAGGGACGAUGCAGCUCCGCCGCAUCUCCGCGUCUUUGGCCUUUUUUCUCGGCUUGUUGAGCGUCUUAAAAACGGGGAACUGCGAUGAGCAGGUGCCGCUGAUUCUGUGGACGAGCGAAGGGUAAGAAAGGCGGUUUUUGUUCGGUGUGUUUGUUCAGGGUUAGCGGCGCAGAGGCGGAUCAGCGGGAUAACGGCUUUUGACGCUCCUCCGUUCGGCUAACGGUCAGAUGUUAAAAUGAUAAGAGCUUUAUUAAUGUCUUUAAAUACUGUAAAUUUCAGAGAUGAUUUUUGUUCGUUUGGAGUGUUUUAAAUAUUUAAUGGUAACAUGAAGAGUCUCCUGAUAUUGUGGUGGAUGAACAGCAGGUGUAACAGCAUCCUCCAUGUAUCUGAUCUCUACUGUAUUUAAUGGGUGGAUUCAUUAUAGAAACGGGUCAAUUAAAACAAUUUAAUUCAUAUUUACUGUCAUGGAAAUAUUGGUACAUGGAUUUAAAACUGUCCAUCUGGCUAAAAUCAACAUAAUAUUUCUCCUUGUUAUUCUGUUAAUUUUAUAAUCCAGUUAAAUUUGUCAGUGUUUAGGUUAUUAUCACCAUAUGUUGACAUGUAUAUUCAAUAAAAAUAACUACCUUAACCUGGUGUUUUCCGGGAUCAUUUAUGGUGCAAAAACCUGAAAUCCUAGAAAAAUAGGAAAAAAAAUGAGGCUGUCAUUUAUUUAUAGUGUAUUUAUUUAUAGCAGUGUUUCCCAGACUGUAAAAGCUCGUAAUUUAAAGGCGAAAUAAUAAAGCAAAAACAACAUGUCACAAUAUUAUUAUUACUCCAUAUAUAAUAUAAGCUCAAGUGAAAGUUAAUGCAAUUAAAACAUUUUAAAUAAGUUGUAACAGGUGAAUGUUUAACAUGUUUUUGUGGAUAAAUUCAGAUUAAAUUAAUCCUGUGCUGUUGAUUUAAUAUUCUGCUAAAGAUAUUAUUUUGAAUGUUAAGUAGAAGAAACAGAUUUUACCUCUGAGUCUAACCUGAUGAAAUCCCUCACCAGGGUCCCCACGCUGGAUCAGUCUCCCCCUGUCGCUGGUCACAUCAUGGAGCAGGAGCAGCUCUCCUCCUACCUGGAAAAAGCUCUGAAUGAAGGCCCCAAAAAUGUGGUGCUGUUCCUUCAGGACAAGGUACACACACACACACACAAAGUUAAAUUUCCACACAACAAUCAUUGAAAAAUGGACCUGUCUAGUUUUUUGUUCAAACUCCUCCUUCCUUUGUUUUUAUGUAGAUGAGCAUCGAGGACUUCACCAUGUACGGAGGAGCUUUUGGAAACAAGCAGGACAGUGUUUUCCCGAACCUCGAGGUAGGAUGAUGUGACUGACUGUCUAAAAUUCUUCUACAGAUCAGACUGAGAGGAAACCCUGACAGUAAUAAUUUCCAUUUAAUCCUCAGGGGGCUCUGAGAUCCUCGUCGUCUCCUCUGGUUCUACCUGCUGUGUCCUGGCCCGCCUCCAACGCUGUGAUUGGUCAGCUGCAGGAUCAGUUAGAAACAUCUCCUCUGUACAUGGACCCGGAGACACUGAGUCAGCUGAGACUGAACGCUUCUUCUCCUGCUCUGCUGGUGUUCAGGCUGCCGUACGGCAUCGGGUAUGGUCGUCUCUGAUGGCUCUGAUAUUUACAAAUACAGUCUCUUUAAAUUACCAUGGAAACUUUAACGUACAUGUAGGACCAAAAGCUUCCACCAGGGGGCACCAGAGACAUGCUAUCAUUCAGUGUGGUCAACACCUCAUAAGGGCAUCAGAAGUCAGCUGAUAUAAGAAUCUUCACGUGGAUUUUCCUUUAAUAUUAAAUGAUUCACUUUAUUAGACAACAGGGACAAAACAUGGAGGUAGAGAAGUGUUCAGGAGUUUGAUUUUUCUCUGAUCGUCUCUCAUUCCUGCAGGGCUGAUCUGAUGUCUGCUAAGGAGAUCCUCAGUGGAAACGGUGAGUCUGCUGUUUGUCCUCUCAGCCCUAAAAGUGUCCGUCCUCAUCAUCGUCUUCAUUUGCUCCUCCUCUCCGUCACUUAACCAAGUCUGUCUCUCUUCAGAUGAGGUGAUCGGUCAGGUGAUGAGCACCAUGAAGAGCCAGUCUGUCCCGUACACGGCCAUCUACACGGCCCUGAGGCCCUCCAGGGUGAGUCCAUGUGUCUUCAUUCAUAUUAAAAAGUACUUAUUUCUGUUCCUUGUGGAUCUGCAGCUCUUAAAUAUGUGUUAUCUGUUAUUUUCUCUGUACAGGAGGCGGCGUCUCUGUCCAUGGAGGCGGGUCUCGGUGGUGGUCGCUCUCUCCUGCAGUACAGAUACAGAGAGAGGGAGAGAGAGAGGGAGAGGCAGCGCAAGCUCCAGGAGAGGGCUGGGGUCUACGGACCAGUGGAGUUUAAGGUACCCUGCUUUUGAUUCUUACUCCGUGAAAGUUAACAAGAAAUGAUGGAGUAGUAAUCUCUGUACCUCUUCUGUUCCACAGGAGGGGGAGGAAACCUGCAUCCUCCUGUGGGCCAAAAGCCUGUCAGUGAAGAUCCUUCGCAGCGGUCGAUGGGAGGAGCACGAUCUGACCCCGUCUACCUUCGGGGAGGGUGUCAGCCCCAAACUGCAGGGCUCAAACUGUGACAAAAGCAAAGCCAGGUAGUGAGUCUUUAUGUUGGUGAUCAUUGUGGAGGAUAUUUGACUGUUUGUCUGCGAGGACAGAUACGAACACGGGAGCGAGUUCCAGUCCAGAGAUUUUAUUCAGUCUUAUAUUCAGCUGGUUUCUCUGGAGGGGGUGAGAAAGGAGAGACAAAGUCAAUAACAUAAUGUCUAUCAAUAAUGAGAGAGCAAAUUCACUAAAAUGAUUGAAAUGCAAACUGAGAAACAUCCUUUCUUAACCAUAAAAUGAUAUUUAAGUCAGGAUAAUAAAUCAUGGAUCAGUCACAGAAGGAUUUUAACAAAACAAACUCACAGUCAGUCAUACUGGUGGUGUUUCUCCCAGUCAGCCAGCUCCACUGUCUCCAGUGUCUCCUCCCAUGUUGGAUACCUGGUAAAGCUGUUUGGACUCUGUGUGUCACUCCUUCAUCUCUGACCGUCAGAGUAAAGCUGAUGUGUUUUUCUGCAGAUUGGUUCUGAACUACGAGAACGUCCUCGGACACCGCAGCUUCAAACUGAUGUGAGUUGACGACACCUUCAGACUCUUGGAUCUUACUCUUUCUGUGUUUUUCCAGUGUGAGGAGAUCUCACGGUCCCCUUCGUCUCUCCUCAAAUGUUUAACUCUCUUCUCGUGUUUCCAGCUUUGCUAUGAGCCAGCGUCACUACAGGGUGUCUGCACGCCGCUGGUUCACUCUCGACGCCGUUGAGCUGGAGUACGACGGGACCAAAGCGACGUUCAACGGCAGCAGAAACAUCUACGCUCCUGCUGAGUACUCGUACCGCUGCGAGUCCGUCACCAGCUUCCGUUGGCCCCUGCUGGUCCCGCGCUCAUCCAAAGAUCCAGCCAAUCAGUGGAGGGUCUCCUUCGAGGACUUUCAGGUAGAGAAAUACUGAUUUGUGGAGUGACAUCAUGAGUUUCCGGUAGAGAAUACAAACAGAAUCCUGAAGCACAUGUCCCUCAUCGCUGUCCCUCCACAGAUCCAGGGCUUCAACGUGAGCGGCAGCGAGUUUUCCUACGCCAGCGACUGUGCCGGUUUCUUCUCUCCUGGGAUCUGGAUGGGUCUGAUGACCAGCCUCCUCAUGGUCCUGGUCCUCACGUACGGCCUGCACAUGAUCAUGCAGCUCCGCACCAUGGACCGCUUCGACGACCCCAAGGGCCCGGCCAUCUCUGUGCCGCAAACAGAGUAACACACACCUGCAGUCGCACCUUCAUCUUCACACCUUUCCUUCCUCCAGUGGUUCAGACGUCUCUCCGUCUGCUUCCUGUUCCUCCCUUUACAUUCCUGUUCAUCUGUAGUCGGGCGCUGAGCAGAAUCAGAGGUGGUGUGUGCAGAGUCAGGGUCAGUCAUAAUUAUCGAUCCUGAGACUCCAGAAUCCGGUUUGUGCCUGUCAUAUAAUCACAGCGACACACAGUUAGAAAUAUUAAAGUAUUUUUGUCAGAUUUGAGAGAAAACAUCAAACCAGAAGAGAUCACUCCUGGAUUCACAGUCUGAGGAAACAGGAAGAUGAUUUUUGAAGAUUUAAGAAAACAAAACUGAUGUGAAGUUUUUGAUUUUUGCUGAUAUUUGGAGGCACAGACUGGCUUUGGUCUCUCGGUUUAAUUGUACAUAAAGGGACUGAAGUAACUUAUGAAAAAUAAAUUACAAAAUGUUAUUUAUUGAUGGAAUUACUUUGUGUGUUUGUGAGUAGACCAUGUGACAUGUAGCUGUUGAAUGAUGUUUUUUUGUCGUCUGGAUGAAAGUCGUCAUAUCAGCUGCGUACACGGCGAGGGGACGUGUGCAGACAUGAUAGGACCGCUAAACUAAAACCACAGCGUUAAAAUCCAGACGUUUCCAGCUGUCUGUGAAUUAAAAAGCUUUUACUGGUACAAGAAACACUUUUAUCACAAAUCAGACGUUUAUUACUGAUGUGCACUAACAUUUGCUCUGAGUGAAACUGUUUUUGUUUGAUCUGUAGUGAAUAUCAAAUGUCUGGUCCUGAAUCUGGUCCUGUGUCGUGCUGCUGUGACCCCAAUAAAACAGGUGAAAACACUUUCUGAC
Molecule: messenger RNA, 4750 nt
Organism: Xyrichtys novacula (pearly razorfish)
Lineage: Eukaryota; Metazoa; Chordata; Actinopteri; Labriformes; Labridae
Source: the annotation of a GenBank genome assembly